This is a messenger RNA of Lucilia sericata (common green bottle fly), 620 nucleotides long. RefSeq lists its product as uncharacterized. The record is from RefSeq and is a predicted model, not a curated record. Gene Ontology annotation, molecular function: protein binding. NCBI's taxonomy places the organism in Eukaryota, Metazoa, Arthropoda, Insecta, Diptera, Calliphoridae. The coding region runs from base 21 to 608 and encodes 195 amino acids. The transcript has 3 exons.
UUUGGCGCAAUAUUGACAUCAUGCAAUGUCGUGGUUUUACAUUCAAUCAGACUAGAACCUGUACUUGCCCUAAAAGUUUACUAUGUUCUCGAAACGAAACACAACUCUGUGUUGCAACUAGUGCAAACAAUUGUCGGUUGUAUGGUAACGAAUGUGAUCUAGAAGGCGAUAGAUGUCAGGGACAAAGAUUAAUGGAUGUCAACAAUUUACAUUGCCAAAGAUUUGAAGUGGGUGCCAAUGGUACUUGCACUUGUCCUAAUCUGCUUCAUUGUCAAAGAAAUGUCACCAAUAUAUGUGUAAGAAAUGCUGCUAAUCGAUGUCAAUUAAUGACCAGUCAAUGUGAUUUGGAACUGCAAAGAUGUAGAGGAACUUCUUUAAUUAAUACCUUGGCUGUACAGUGUCGCAAUAUAAGACCUGGUGAAACGGGAGAUUGUGCUUGUCCCUCUUUGGUAAGCUGUUCAGCUAAUCGUACAAAUAUUUGUGUACGCACCAGAGUGGGCUGCCGUAUUAAGACAAACGAGUGUGAAUUGGAACGUUCUAGGUGUUUGGGGGAAGGUAGGUUUUAUAUAUUUCUUUUAAAACUAGUAUUCAAUAUUUUCUUUACUUAGUGGUCACCCCUA